AUGGAGCGGGAUCGCAGGAGGUAUGAUUCGAUGACCGCCGCGGAGGGGAGAGUUACCGCCCAGCUGAGCGCUCCGGCCGGUCGCCCACUCGAGGCUAUGACAGUCGCCGACGCUCCCCACCACGCAACCGUUCUCGCCCGCGCGCCGACACUUGGGUCCCCUCCAAUCGCUCCUACGGCCGUCCUCGAAGUCGAUCUCCUGACUUCCGGCGCCGGUCCAGGACGCCUCCUUUCCAGGGCCGAGGUUUUGGGCCAGGCUCAUACGGCCGGCGACGGUCUCCCCCCGACGGUUCUCACCAAGAAGAGACGAUCGAAAUCGAUCACCUCCCCGAAUGUGGCGAUCAAGAUCACCUCUGAACACAGGAUUGAGGCCUCGAGCUUUGUCCCGAAGUUGUAA
Messenger RNA from Penicillium diatomitis, 396 nucleotides. RefSeq lists its product as uncharacterized. Lineage: Eukaryota; Fungi; Ascomycota; Eurotiomycetes; Eurotiales; Aspergillaceae. Bases 1 to 396 code for a protein of 131 amino acids. The transcript has 2 exons. The record is from RefSeq and is a predicted model, not a curated record.